Molecule: messenger RNA, 4961 nt
Organism: Drosophila rhopaloa
Lineage: Eukaryota; Metazoa; Arthropoda; Insecta; Diptera; Drosophilidae
Gene: Ge-1
Product: enhancer of mRNA-decapping protein 4 homolog
Exons: 11
Coding region: 234-4304 (1356 amino acids)
Biological process (GO): deadenylation-independent decapping of nuclear-transcribed mRNA
Cellular component (GO): P-body
Molecular function (GO): protein binding
Source: RefSeq, a predicted model, not a curated record
UGUCCUGCACACGCCGCUACACAUCUCUAAGGCUUUGCGGCAUUGAGCAAAAUUUUUGCGAAAAUUUGUGAGUUUACAAAGAACAGCUACUUAAAUGGUUUAGUUUCGCAAGGCGACCGAAUAAUUGCUGCAGGCCAGAGUUUCAGUGUACCGGCUGGGUGCAACUCGCAGGAGAAAUCGAGGCGAUUUAACUGCUGCAUAUUGAUAGGAUUGGGCAGUCAGCCGAUGUGUCAAUGUUAAUCGCGCUCUUCGCGCUUGCACACUUGCCAAUCUUUCGUAAGACGCCGCCCCCAGCCUCUCCGUCGCCGCCGUCGUCUGCCCCCCAGUCGCCAAGGUGUGGCAGAGCGAGUUCCGCACACCAUCCACCGCCAGCAGAAGUCCGCAUCCGCGCUCCGGCCAUCAACGCAGCAUCCGGGAUGAGUAACACCGCUGACCAGGACAAGCCGAUAGCGGCCAAUGGCAACGCAGUGGGGCCCCAGGAAGUGGAAAUCAUCAACUUCCUGCCGCACGAGAAGCAGUGCUGUCGUGUAAUCAGGAGCAACCAGACUAAGGUCCUAACCUCCGGCGGCGUCCACACACGCGGCUCCUCCAAGGUCAAGCUAAAGAACAUUGUCGACUACAAGUGGGAGCGCAAGUACUACUACCCGGGACAUCUGGUGGCCGUCCACCGCGAUGGCAAGCACCUUGCCUACGCCAUUAAUGUCAACAACAAAGCCACUGGUAUGGAGGGCAUGGUUCGCGUCUGCAACAUCAGCAGUAGCAUGCGGGCCUUGAUCAAGGGGAUGAGUGGCGAGGUCUUAGAUCUGCAGUUCGCCCACACCGAUCGCGAGCGCAUUCUGGCUGUGAUCGAUGUCAGCUCGCUGUUUGUCUACAAAGUUGAUCAAAUCGAAGGCAAUCUUCUGUGCAAUCUUGUGCUGAAGGUGGAGGACCCAAUCGCCAACUAUGUGCCGGAGUAUGACAUGGUCUCCUGGUGUCCCUAUGUCUGCAGCACCAACACUGCUGUGCCGAUCAACGACGAGGACGAUGAGAAUCAACUGCUUAUUUGGUCGAGGAGCUCGCAGUUUCAGUGCUUCCAUGUCAAGAUGAUUGUUUCUGAGCAUGGGCGGGGAAAAAUACAACCGGCUGCAUUGGAAACUGGAUAUCUAAAGAUCGAGGAAGACUCGCUAAUCACCUGCGCCGCCUUGUCCCCGGAUGGCACUACGGUGGCCGCCGCCUGCGCUGAUGGCUUGGUCCGCUUCUACCAAAUCUAUCUGUUCGAUGUGCGUAACCAUCGUUGCCUGCACGAAUGGAAGCCACAUGAUGGCAAGAAGGUCUGCUCACUAUUUUUCCUGGACAAUAUCAAUAAGCCUGUUGAAGAUUCCUACUGGCAGCACGUGAUCACUACGAGCGAUGCAAAUACCGAAAUCAAGCUGUGGAACUGCUCUCUCUGGGAAUGUCUGCAGACUAUUAACGUGAUGGCAAGUAGUCCGUCUUCAGGGCAACCCGGAAACUUUAUCGCGGGCAUCGAUCGCAGUGCCAACUACUUGGUGCUAUCCUGCUUGGACUCGCUGGCCGUUUAUGUAAUGCAGAUUGGGAACACUUCCCGUAGAGAUUCCGGAGAUGUAGACAGUUAUAGCGACGGAGACGGAAGCGACUCCUCCAAACGCAUUCAGAACGUUGCCGAGUUCAAGCUGAGCUCUGGCAUUCUCUCUUUCUCUAUCGUGAACGCCAGCAUGCGUCGGGUGAAGAGCUCUAUAGAGAGCUACUAUCCUAUCGAGGAGCCUGAUGACUUCGACGACGAUAGCAACUCAACCAGUGCGCUUGUACUGCACAUGUUUGUGGUGCAGGCGAAGAGCCUGCAGGAGUGUCAAAUAAUUUACCAGCCGUGUGUGGCGGUGGCUGAAAAGUCAGAGCGCCGCAGCCUGAGCAGCAAACGUUCCGAGACGCCGGAGGAUAAUCUGCUGAUCAAACAGGAGCCGGAAUCCCCCAAUAACGGAUCGGCAGGCACCGUCCAGCUGGAUGCUCUUUUUGCCAAAUCCGCCAAGAGGUCCUCAACAGGCAGUUCAUCUGCCAUAGUGGCUGUGGCGGCAGCGGCUGCUGCUGCCCCUUCGGUCAUUCUUCAGGAUGCCGCCAAGGAGGCUGCCAAGUCAGAGUCUCCGCAACUAAGCAGUGCUUAUCCGCAGCAUGUGAAUCUCAUGACCCCAGAUGCAUUCAGUGCAAGCGGAACCUCUACGGCCACAGCAGUAGUGGUAGCCUCCACCACCACGACUUCCACAGGAUCUGAUAGUUGUGCAGCCGGCGGCGGGAAAGAUAGAUCGAUUGAUUCGGCAGUUCUGCAAACGCUUCGCAUGCUGGCCACAGUAACGUCCAAGACAUCCGAAAACCCCAAUGCGGAGGUUCUCCUCAACCUAAUGAACAACACCCUAAUUGAAGACCGUGAGCAGCAGAAGCUCAAGGAAAAGCUGGACGCUCGCAAGAAGUUCAUUUCCAUUGAUCGAAAUCCGGAGCGUAAUGUGGCUGAGAACUUGGCCAGCGGUGGUUCGAGUCCGAGUCGCGAGGUACAGGAAAUAAUGGCCACUCAGGAGGAUGCCGAUGCCUACGAAGCUGAGCUCGAGCAUCUAGACAACGAUGAUGACGACGAGGAGGAAGAGCUGGCCAUUUCAUCGCCCCUGUUGGAGGCUGUGGAUGGAACGUGGCCCAUUGUUAAGCUGCCAUCCCUUACCAACUCUGCUGAGCUCCAAAAUGCUGCCCAAAUCAUGUCUCAGGCGGUGCAGAAUACCAACAAUGGCAAUGUGCCACCCACGCUUGGUGGUGGUAAUAACAAUAAUUCUAGCGUGGGCAGCAAUAGCAACAACAACACGGCCACAACGCUGAACACCAGCAACAGCAGCAGCAACAACAAUGCUGGAACUGGGGAUGGCUCAAAUGGAAAUGGAGAGCUGAAUGCCAAGCUAGAACUUCUUAUCGAUCUGGUUAAGGCCCAAUCCAAGCAAAUUAACAAACUAGAGCACGAGGUCACCAAGCUACAGCAACAGCAGGAAGCAGUGGUAGCCCAGAAUAGUAAACCGGAUGCUUCCUUGGAACCUAAAAAUGUUAAUCAGCUGGCGUAUAAAAUCGAGAUGCAGCUGUCCAAGCUGAUGGAGCAGUACCUCAAGCGCUACGAAAACGAACACAAGAAGAAAUUGACCGAAUUCCUGGCAGCGCGUGAAAGUCAAAAUCGUGAACUACGCGACUCUGUACUUCAGGUACUAAACCAGUACGUAAUGAAUCACUUUACGGACAUUAUUGGGAACGUUCUCAACAUGGAACUGCAGCGGCAAUUGCUCCCACGGGUGAAUGCAAAGAUGGAUCAGCUCCAAGCCCAAAUGCAGGUCGAGAUUGUACAGAAGUUGAGCGUGUUUGACAAGACGGUCAAAGAGAAUAUUGCCCAAGUAUGCAAGAGCAAGCAAUUUUUGGAUACUUUUGGCAAGUCUGUGUUGGUUGGUGUCCAAACCAGCCUCCAAACCGCGUUCAUUGAAUCCAUGGGCAGCACCUUGAUUCCAGCUUAUGAGAAGUCCUCACAGAACAUGUUUAAACAGCUGCAUGACGCCUUUAGCGUGGGCAUUAAGGACUUCAUGGUCCAGUUCAAUACCUACCUGCAACACAUGCCCCAGCCUCAAGCGGUAGGCGCCAACUCCGAGGAGCUGAACAACAAACUAACUAUGCUGAAACAAUUAGUCGAAAGCAGCCUGCAUAAACACCGCACUGAGCUUACCGACGCCAUGCUGGAGACGCAACGAGAGGUGAAGAGCUUGGAAAUUUUGCUGGCACGCCAGGUACAGGAAACGAUCCGAACAGAGCUGCGCAAGCACAUGGAGAGCCAGAAUAUGGCUAUGCGUUCACAGGCAGCCACGCCGGCACCACCAUACGACCUGAGAGACAGCAUCAAGCAGCUCUUGCUGGCUGGACAGAUUAAUAAGGCCUUCCAUCAGGCCUUGCUGGCCAACGACUUGGGCCUGGUUGAGUUCACUCUCCGACACACGGACAGCAACCAGGCCUUCGCUCCCGAGGGAUGCAGGCUGGAGCAAAAGGUAUUGCUGUCACUCAUUCAGCAGAUAUCCGCUGACAUGACCAAUCACAAUGAGCUUAAGCAGAGGUACCUCAACGAGGCGCUGCUGGCCAUCAACAUGGCUGAUCCCAUCACCCGCGAGCACGCUCCCAAAGUGCUUUCUGAGCUGUAUCGCAAUUGCCAGCAGUUUAUCAAGAACAGCCCUAAGAACUCGCAGUUCAGCAACGUCCGGCUUCUGAUGAAGGCGAUCAUAACGUACCGCGACCAGUUGAAAUGAUAUCAAGAGAACUACAACCUGGCUAGCGGCUGGUACUGAUAGAUUACCAAUCCGACCUUGCCCGGCCCGGUCCCCCAUCCAAGAUAGAUAAUCUAGGACCACACACACAUUAAUUAAUACACGCUUGUAGUUAAGUACAGAAUGCAGUUCAUCCCUGCUAAAAAAAAACUCUCAGUUCAUCCCUCAAAGAGUUACAAUUUAAUCUAUGCCUUUAAUUUUAUUGUUUAUUUGUUUUGUGCGUGUUUUGUUUUAAGUAAGGCUUUAUAUCUUAUGUUAAUGUCACUAUCGAAACUGUAUUAACCUUAGAAAGAUUUACCUACAAAAUGGCAAUAUUGUUUUUUUAUAAUUUAAUUUUUGCACCGAUCUGCGAGCAGUUCGUAUGUGCUGCCUUUUUAGUUUCGUGUCUUUAGAUUUUCUUUUUAUAAUUAUGACGCUUACUGAAGAAAAAAAACACUAGAAACUGAGCUGUAGAAACGUAUUUCAAAAAUGAUUUCGAAAAGAAAGGAAACUUUCGAGUAUGACGAACAACACAAACACAUGAUUAUGAUGAUUGCAAAUGCAAAAACUACAAGUAAAUCGUAGAUAUUAAGCUAAAAACAAAAUAAGAAAAGAACUAAAAUUUAUAAUAAAAAAAUAAAUGUAUGUACUUGAAAAAUA